Messenger RNA from Girardinichthys multiradiatus, 1047 nucleotides. RefSeq lists its product as uncharacterized. The record is from RefSeq and is a predicted model, not a curated record. The transcript is spliced from 6 exons. NCBI's taxonomy places the organism in Eukaryota, Metazoa, Chordata, Actinopteri, Cyprinodontiformes, Goodeidae. Bases 160 to 555 code for a protein of 131 amino acids.
CUCUCUUCCAUUUCCCCGUGAGGAAGCUCCUCUUUGGCAGCAUUCUUGGGGUGUGAUACCUGUAUCAUUCUCCCUCUUCCCACCUGUAAAUGCUAUGCCAUCAAAGAACGGCCUCACUCCGCAUGUUCUGAGAGACGUCAAAUAGUGAAUGCGGUGUUUAUGGCGGUAGUUCUGGCCCCUCAGCUCUACGUCAUGGGGAGGCCAAAAUCCUCAAGAUACUGCAGGCAACCUCUUCUGAACAACCUGUCAGCCACUUUAGCUCUGUCCAUCGUCGCUUCAGGUUUUUCAGUGGUAUUCACGCUACUAGAUCCAGUUCCUCAGGGCUUGUGGGCUGCCUAUCAUGCGUUUGGACUCUUGUCAUGUGGGCAUGGACUGUGCACCGCCAUCCUGACUCUAACGGCAGCCGCUUGUGCCAAAACUACCACAGAGCUGUACUACAUGUCUGUCGCUCUAACAGUCGCCUCUGCAUUCAGCACAGGGUUUUUCAUGGUGAGAUCAGGACUGUGGUUAACCAAAAGGCAGGCGGUGACGGGGACAAGCAGAAACAACGGAUGAUAAAACGGGUCCACCUGUCCUCGCGCUGACAUCGGAUACAGUGCACUUUUAAAGAAUUCAUGAGGGCUUUGAGCCACCGGCAGAUGGUAACUUAAAACCAUGAACAAAGGCAAAAAAGUGCAAGCUCUGGUUUUCAAGCUUGCUGCAGGAUAACAGAUGCGGUUGUUAGAAAUGUAUGCAGCAUGCUGUCAAAUAAACUAACAGAUGUGUAGUUUAUGCUGUUAUCUAAACUGUACAUACAUGUAUAUAUACUGUAAAACCAAACAGAUCAAAACAGAUGUUUCCAUAGAUAAAAGGCAAUGUCUAAAUUUAUGACUGAAUGUAAAAUUCAAGCGCUAUUAUGUUUUAAUUUCCAGGCUUUAUCACCACCUUAUUGUUUUGAAAAACCACCAUGUUUGUAAGAAAGACAUAAAGGCUCAAGGUGUUGAUUUAACAUCCUUGUCACACAAAAUGAUAUGUGCUGGUUUGAAGAAGUAAACUGAUGUGUUUGUC